Messenger RNA from Spizellomyces punctatus DAOM BR117, 3872 nucleotides. RefSeq lists its product as uncharacterized. The coding region runs from base 42 to 3770 and encodes 1242 amino acids. NCBI's taxonomy places the organism in Eukaryota, Fungi, Chytridiomycota, Chytridiomycetes, Spizellomycetales, Spizellomycetaceae. The record is from RefSeq and is a predicted model, not a curated record. The transcript has 13 exons. Gene Ontology annotation, cellular component: mRNA cleavage and polyadenylation specificity factor complex.
CAGACACGUCUGGCAAACGAAAUUGCGGUCAUCCGUCAACAAUGGCCGACCAGGCGGCGAACCAGGCGAUAAUGUUGCUCAAUGCAGCAAGGACGUUACAAGACAUUGGUCAACGAGUCACAGUUCUACAUCAGCUUCAUGAAGUCCUGAAACGAGAACCUGCACUACUCGCGACUUUCUUUCCUAUUGCUCUGGGAUUGGCUGUGGAUCCGUCUGCCGACUUGCGCGUAGGUGUCUUGAGGUUAAUCGAGGAUACCACCUGUCGUAUGACUGUACCGGAUGAAGCUAGAAUGCUUGUUGCAGCACGUAGUGUAGAGGCUCUCACAUUCCUUAUGACCGACGAGAAUCCCAAUGUUAUUAAAAGAAUUGUGCGAUGUGCCACCAGCAUUUAUCCAUUCAUAUUUAAAUGGAUGUGCAAGCUACCGGCAGAUCAGGCGACAUGGCAAGGAAUUGCAGGGCUGAAAGUAAAGCUUUUUGCUCUGUUGGGGCAUUCCAAUGACGGUGUAAAGGAAGGUGUCGUGCGAUUUCUACAUAAGCUCAUCAUGGUGCAGUCUCCGAAAGAUGCGUCCGUGGUCGCCAUAGGGACCGACAGUGUGUCCAUCGAUCUGUGUCCACCACAACACCCAUUUAUAAACAUUCAGGAACUGAAUGCCGAAGCUGUCGGCUUGUUCAAUAGAAUGCAAAGUUUCAUUUCUAUACCUGGCGUCUCGGCUGGACCCAUCACCGCGAACCUUAACUGUAUGCUUGGAUUAACAAGAGCUCGGCCGCAGUACCUACAGCCAGUCAUCACCACGCUUGUGCAGUGGGUGAACACUCCGUCCACUACGCUCACCUUGGUACAGAGAAGAAGUGUCGAACGUACUAUUAAGAUCGUCCUCAUGUCUGCUCUAAGAUCACCUGCCGCCGCUCCGUAUGCCAAUAUCUUGACAGAUGCCCUGGUGAAACUUGGCACGAAAAGUCACGAAAUUCAGCAAGCAAGACGACGUGAACUAAAGCGAUCAGCUCCACCAUCAACGCCAGAGGUGUUGUUCGACCCAAAACGACAGCGCACCAGCGGUGUACCGCAGCCAAGCACGCAACUUGAUGCCACCUGGAAUACCACAAAUGAAGCAUUCCCGCAAGAUGAAGCUCUGCAAUUGGCCACGCAGAUGUUGAAUACCAUAAACGCCAAUUCAUUGUCGCCAAACAUCAUUGCUGAGCUUGUGGUCCAAACACUUGCUUCCUGUACGACGCCUCGAUGGGAACAGGGUGUUAUGAGAUUUAAGCAAGUCAGCGGAUUGGUGUCUCAAGCUUCCGUACAACCUCCGGUAGCUGCCCCAAGCCGAGAUCCACGGAGAGAUCCCCGAAUGAUGGAUUCUCAGCAAUGUUUGGAAUCGACACCCUCAACGUUAUCCGAAAAUGAAAACGGAGCAAGUACCGAGACCUCACUUGCAAAGGACGAAGAGCUGCCGUUGAAGUCGGAUUUUCCCGGAGACUCUUCUCUGUCAGGAAGAGGGGAGGACGAAAACCUUGCAAAGUUACGCGCAGGGUCACCUAGCCAAAUGAAUGUCUUGCCUAGUGACCAGUCCGAGGAUCACGAUCACUUGUCAGAUUUAGCAGCUUUCGAAAGCUCUGCUCGGGCAAUAGUCCUUGAUUUAUCAAAUGCUGAGCUACCUGAACUCAGCGCGGAUGAACGGAGACGACUGGCAAAUGACGCAGUGAAGCGCAUCUUAAGUCUUGAACCGACGUUUUCAUCGCAAGUUGCGAUAUCAACAGUCUCUGGCGCGCCCGGUGCACAGUCCUCAGGACAGUCGUCAGCCGGGCCUUUUAGUCUAUCUGCUGCCAAGACUGGAUGGAUGCUGGUACUUUGUCGAUUAACAACGGCGCUCUCUGAUGGACACCCAGUGGCUAAUGAGUCUGAGGAAACCAAUACUGCGAGCGGACGGGUAUCGGAUGAGAUGAAGGGUAUUAUCAUGGAAAGCUUGCUGGAAGACUUCCGGGGAAGGCUUGAGCUCGCCGUAAUAUGGCUUCAUCACCUCUGGUUAGAAGAUGAACAUCGAACACGGGCACAGAACGCAGAACCCUUGGAUGCUUCAUCGAAACAGUAUCCGAUCUGGUUUCAUCGAAUCCUUGACAAAAUCAGCACCACACUUGACCCGAAGGACAAAACUUUUGCCAAGUUUCUGAUUGAUGUUCCGGAAGUGACUGAAGAGGCCAUCCACCGUGUGGUGAAAGGAUAUUGUGAUGAUCACGAAAGGAUGCCAUUGGGUCUUUUCACACUUCAAGGUCUAAUAAAUCACCGCCCGGCUGUAAGAGCGGAAUGCUUACAACUUCUUUUAGAAUAUGCACUCCAUCCCACGAGAUUGACCCGUUCCACAGCUAUUGUAAUGUGUAAACGAUUCUUUACUGACCAUCGCACGAUCGGCCCAAAAGUUGAGGAAUUUGCGCUGGAAGCCAUUCGAGCUCUUUUGGGUCCACCUCAAGUUGGCAUUGUGCAUACAGAAUCAACUGAAAGUGAUGCCAAUGGUGUUGAAGAAGACAAAGGCGGUGAAGAUGAUGAUAUGGACGUUAAAGAAGAGAAGGAUGGGGUUCAGGAUGCCGAAAGGCGUACAUCGAAUGGAGAUAUCACCCCAGAUGAUUGGAAAGAAGACGAUGUUGUUAGACGACUAGAGCUCUAUUUUGCACUUUGCAGCAAAAAGCAUGAGCUGCUGCUGGAGUUGUUUAAGCUGUACAAGGACUUCCACAUCUCUGUCCAGCGUGCAGUGCGAAAAAAUAUCCCGCCGCUUAUCAAAGCACUUUCUGCACAACCAGCGCGUUUGCUACCCAUCAUUAACGCAUUCCCAGAAGGGUCCGACUGGCUCGUUUUACGAAUGGUGACUACCAUGACCGAAAAACAUCCGCCUUCACCUCAACUCGUCACUGCAGUUUGGAAUGUCUUUGCUCAAAAGAAUCUGGAUGCACGAUUCCUUAUACCCAUAUUGUCAGGACUUGGGAGGCCCAAAAUUUUGCUAUAUCUGCCUCGGAUAGUACAGCUUCUCGACGGAAGUGAAAAACAACGGGCUUUGGUAAAGGACGCUUUCUUGCGGCUUGUCGAUAGUCCAAGCCUGCAAAAUGCUGCCGCUGCAUCAGCAGGAACAGGUGCAGGCCCAGCGGUAAGUACAAAUGGCGGCGACCGAGCGGCUCAACCAGGUGGAGGGGGCGCAGGGCCACCUCUCACACCUUCCGAGUUGCUUGUUGCUUUACAUAACAUGGAGGAAACCGUGGGACUCAAAAGGGCGGUCGAAGCCACUACCAUCUGCUUCACAUGCCAGAACGUCUUCAAGGGAGAGGUGCUUGCAGUUGUGUUGCAGCAACUGGUGGACCAGUCGAAGCUUCCCACGCUCUUCAUGCGCACUGUUAUACAAAGCGUCAAUCAGUAUCCUGCACUAGUGAAUUUUGUCACUAGUAUCCUUUUGAAACUGAUCAACAAGAAAGUGUGGAGUGCUCCGAAGCUGUGGGAGGGAUUUAUACGUUGCUGUACGAUUAUCUUUCCGGCAUCCAUCCAAGUACUACAAAGCCUACCACGACCGCAUGUAGCAGAUGCCUUGAAACGAUCUCCAAAAUUGAAAGCAGCAUUGCAAGCUCAUAUUGCGCAAUUAGAGCCAGAACAAAAGGCGAGGAGGGAAAUACAGAUAUUUGUGUCGCUGGUAGAGAGUGGGGCACCAGAUGAGAUGGAGCAAGUGGGCACAGAGCAUGAACCUAAACAAGAAGUGGUGGAGGUAAAAGAGGAGGGGAAUGAUGAGAAACGAUGACAUUGACGCAAGGGACUCCGCUUUGCAUGUACAUUUUAAACGCAAGAGCAUACUGUAGCGUCAGUAAAUAAUAUUCGCUGUCAACCUUUCUGAAUAUAGGAA